Molecule: messenger RNA, 10069 nt
Organism: Scatophagus argus
Lineage: Eukaryota; Metazoa; Chordata; Actinopteri; Scatophagidae
Product: neuron navigator 1-like
Exons: 35
Coding region: 533-7399 (2288 amino acids)
Biological process (GO): neurogenesis; microtubule bundle formation; nervous system development
Cellular component (GO): axon initial segment; microtubule cytoskeleton
Molecular function (GO): ATP hydrolysis activity
Source: RefSeq, a predicted model, not a curated record
UAGUAGUGCAGCAUUCGAGAAAACACUGAAGAGCACGAUGGCGUCUACUGAGUAUGCGCCAACGCCCCGGCUCCAAUUCCGUACCCAAACCCUUUGGGUCCAAAGUUUUUGCCGUAACAGGCUGUUGGAAAGAAAGACAAAUGCAGCCUGAAUGGAUCAGUUCGGUUCAUCUGACCUGGCUUCACCACUUUGCACCAGCACUGAAAACAGGUGUGAACACAAGAUGACUGUAGAGGAAUCUGCAGGGCAAGACAGUCAGUGAAGAGCACACAAAGAAGACAUAUGUGAAGAUGCUCCCAGCACCAGGAGCAUGUCCACAAAGCAGAAAGUGAAAAACAACAGCUUCCUGUCUCGAUGAAUGGUGAGGCUUUUCGGACCAAUGGGAGGGCAGCAGUGAGGAUGCAACAGUGAUCCAGGAAAAAACAGCCUAUUGUUCCAGGGACGUCGGAGAAGUGUGACCUCCCUCCUGCCGGCUCUGGCUGCACAGCUUAACGGCAAACUGAAGGACCCAGUACCCCACUGACAGGUCACUAUGAGUGGGGGAGUUAAUGUGAAGUCGGCCCCUCGGGCUCCUCCCUCGUCAGGAAUCCCCCUCCCACACAGCCUUUUGCCCUCCUCCCCCAAAGCAGACACCCGCCGCAGGGCUAGUGACCUGUCCAGGUGCUCAGCACUGACCCCGAAACACACUCCCACACAUACACCCACGCACUCUCCUUCACUUUGCCCGCGGAGCUCCAGCAUCCCAGGGCCUUCCUCCAGGGACCCGACGAGAGACCAUGGCCUGAAAAGUCAGCUCUUCAAGCGUCCUGUUCCCCAGGUGUCACGUUCCGCCUACAGCAGCCCGUUAACCCAGCGCAGGAUGCCUCCACCACACUCCAAAGACACCCUGGAUUUGGACAAACUCGUCCCGUCUCACCUCUCAUCACGGUUUGCACAUGAUGGCAAUCGCAACAGAAACACCUUCAUCAAUAAAAACCAAACGUGUGGCGCCUACAACAUGCGUCCAGCGCUCCAGUUCAGGAGAGGGGGCAACUCCAACACUGUAAGCGAUGCACCAAAAGAGGUUAUACCGCAAGGACAGGGAGAGCCUCCAGAAAACCACGCAGACCAGUCCGCCAUGUUGAACAACAGUAACCUAUGCCCGUCGCUCACUCAGGUGAACUACAAGCACAGUAUCAGUGGUCGCAGUGACUCCACCAGCCAAUCAGAUGAGGAGAUGGGGACCCCUGAGGACAGCAGUCCGGCUUCCCCUCGUGGUCCCCUGCCCCUGCCACCGAUCACGUUCACCCUGCCAGCAAUGUCAAAAGUGGCCAUCGAUAUGCAGGAUCGAAACUUAGACAAGGAAGCUGCAUGCACAGAGACACACACACCCAGAGUCAACAUGGCGACUGUGGCUCCAUUCAGUUACAGGGUACUAGUGCAGGAGAGCGAUUUUUCGCUGGACGAACUGAGUGACUGCUCGUCUGGAUCCAUAGAAGUCUGCUGUGAUGACCUAACACCAGGAGGGAUGUUGGAGGCUAAUGUGGCUAACAUUAGCAUGACGGCUAAGCCCAGAGAGCUGGAUCUGAGGUCUGCUGCUGUCUCCUGCCAGGAAACUUCAGCCCAGGCCAUGGCCUCCAGGAAGCCCACGGCCAAGCCCUCCGCUCUGCCCCAGGGACCUCCACGUCCCUCCGGGUCAGAACUCAAGGUGUACCGGCCCACGUCUGGAUCUAUUCCUAUCCCAAUCCCCAAUCCGUCUGGGCUCCGCAAGCAGCGAUCACUCAGCAACUUGUCUGUGCUCACUGACGCUGAGAAAAAGCUGCACCUUUAUCAAUCUCCACGUUGGAAUGAUGACGCAAGCCGGCCCGGCACUGGCAGCAACAAGCCGGGUCAGACUAAGACUGGUCAGGCCGGAGGUGGGAAACCACCACUCUCCCGGACCCUUUCAAAGUCAGAACAGUCUCUUUUUCAGGGCAAGCCCAAACCUUUCUGCUCCCCUUCUGUGACUUCUAAUGUGAGCAAGCCCAGUCGAAUCCCUGCCCCUGGUAAACCACGGGGACCUUAUGCUGAAGUCAAGCCUAUCAGCAAGGCUCCUGAGGCAGGCCAAUGUGCAGACACAGACCCUGCAGACCACCCAACUAAGGCUAACUCAAAUGGAGCUGGGAAUACUGGGACUAAUGGCAAAAAACUUGGGGAGAAGGGGCGAUCUGCAGCUCUGUCAACAGAGGAGAGGAAAGAGAAGAAGGGGAUCGAAGGAGAAGAUGAUAAGGGCUUUCUGAAGGUGGACCCAGAGUUAGUGGUGACUGUUCUGGGAGACCUGGAGCAGCUUCUCUUCAGUCAAAUACUUGACCCGGAGUCCCAGAGGAAGAGGACUGUGCAAAAUGUACUGGAUCUUCGACAGAACCUGGAGGAAACUAUGACCAGCCUGAGAGGGGUACAGCUCAGCCACAGCUGUGUGGAGGGCACCGUGUGCUACGACAGCGAUGAAGCUGCUGCAUUCUCAGUGUCCAGCCUAUCGAAUCGUUCUUCUCCGUUGUCAUGGCGUCAAGGUCAAGCCAGCCCCCGCCUGCAGGCUGGUGAAGCUCCGUCCACAGGUAACACGCAGUCAGAAGUGCCGCUGCGGAUCAACCACACCUCUCGUAUCCACCUCAUCGAAGCACUGGAUGACUCAGAUCCGUCCCUUCUGAAGGGAGAUUAUCUCAGCAACAGCGACCUAGGCAGGAAGAGCCCAAAUGAGGAUGAUGAUGAAGAUGAUGAUGAUAUUGAUGAUUUGGGGAAUGGUUGGGAUGAGAGCAGCUCCAUCAGCAGCGGUUUGAGUGACGGCUCAGACAACCUCAGCUCUGAAGAGUUCAACACGAGUCCCACCCUCAACUCCCUGCCUACCACUCCGAUCGGCUCCCGCAGAAACUCAGCUAUAGUGAUGCGUACUGAUGCGGAGAAGAGAUCCCUGGUGGAAAGUGGUCUGUCCUGGGAUACUGACGAUACCAAACCCAGCCGCAAGAGCCAGGGAAGCGGCAUCUACGAUACAGGGAGUCUCAAGUCCGAAUCAGGCAAUAAAUGGAAAAAGACGCGGACGCAGGGGGAGGGGCUAGAUGGAGGCAAGGGCGAACUGAAGAAACCUCAGACCCUGGGUCAGGGAAAUAUGUUGAAGAAAGGAAGAAACCCACCUGUGGGAGUCACCUCCCCGAUCACACACACCUCUCAGAGUGGGCUGAAAGUGGCAGGCACAGUAAAGUCAGAUGGGAAGUCACUGGAUAAGUCUCGAUUAGCGUUGAAGACAUCUGGCCUUCAGCGCUCCUCUUCUGAUGCUGGUAAAGAACACAGAAAUGGCACCAGUGUGGCUGAGCAACGUAAACCUCCGUCCGGCCUGGUUAGGCCAUCAACUGGUGGAAACUUUGGCUUCAAGAAGCCCACCACAGCUACCAGUAAUGGCCCAAGCAAUGCCAGCACGCCCACCGUGAUGAGUACGGGUGGCAGCGCCAUACCCUGCGGCUCUGCAACUGUGGGGAAGAUUCCCAAAACGUCUGGUAUUCCUGUCAAACCAGGGGCUGCUGGUGGAGGAGGACGAAAGACAAGUCUUGAUGUUUCGAACAGUGACCAGAGUGGUUUUCUCUCUGCCAAUGCCAGGACAUCUCUACAGUACCGCUCUCUGCCUCGCCCAGCAAAGACAAGCACCCUGACUCUAACCCGGCCAAGCUCAGCUCGCCCAAUGAGCACUACUGUGGACACAGGCUCGGGGCUGAUGAAACCGUCCACCACAGCGCCCCAGAGCUCAAGACUUAAAGAGCCUGCCUCAGGGCUCGGUUCUGGAACAGGGUUGAGUAAGGCAGGGGGGCGUGGGAUCCCGAGUCCCAGUCCUGUCAAUCAGACAGACAGAGAGAAAGAAAAAGAGAGGGCCAAAGCGAAAGCUGUAGUCUCUGACUCUGAGUGUGGAGGUGGGUCUCUGAAGGGCAGCCCUGCUCAGACCCCUUCAGAGAACGGAGGCAAGCUGCAGGGUCUGAGACCUCCCAGCAGUGGGAAGGGCAUGGAUCUGCCCUCGCCCAAUACGCACAGGUUAUCUGGGAUGCGCAGUCUGGCAAAACCUCCAUCUAUGGCCCAGCUUGAUAAGCUGAACUCCAAUAGCCUAGAGGUGGGGGUUCAUGACUUCCUGCCACCCAAGAUUCCUCCCUACUCCAAACUCCAGGACCUGGCCAGCUCAGUAGGCAGCUCCUCUGGCCCCAGCCUGACCCCCAGCCUGACCCCCAGCCCUGCCCCGUUACUCAAUGUGAACUCUUCAGCCUGCUUCUCAAGCUCGGAGAAUGGGCUGGGGCCCAGACAGGUCUCUUCACUUGGUGUUGAAGGGAGCGGAGGGAGCACCUCUCCCCUUCUCCACCCUCGUCUGUCUGGGCUGCAUCGCAGCAUGGAGUCGCUGUCACUCCAGAUGAGUCUGGCCCCAGAGCGCCAGGACAGUGAGAGAGGGAAUUUGGUGAGAGGCUACACCACCAUCGAGUCCCGAGACAAAGACAGACAAGAGGACAGAGGCCCUCCUGUCAGCUGGAGCUCUGGAAGUAAAGUCUCAAUGUCACUCAUAGACAGUUCUCAGAGAGACAGAAACACGCUGCCAAAGAAAGGUUUAAGUUUCAGCGGAGCCUCGCAGGCUGAGGAGGAAGGAAAGGAGAAAGGAGAGAGGAGACACUCUCAUACUGUUCUGAGUAUGACCGACUCACUCACUCUUCCACUGCUGUCCUCACCCACCUCCCUCCCCCGCACCUGUAAGACCAAUAUGGUACCCAGCCCUGUCGGCGGACCCCCGAGGAUGACUCGUUCUAACAGCAUCCCAACACAUGAUGCCUCUCUGGAGCUGUACGGGGCGUCUCCGCUGGGCAGCACGCUUUCGCUGGCUGAACGUCCACGCAGCAUGGGAAUGGUUCGCUCCGGGUCUUUCAGGGACAAGGAGCCCGACGAGGUUCAUGGGUCUGUGCUCUCCCUGGCGUCCAACGCUUCGUCAAGCUACUCUUCGGCUGAGGAAAGGAUUCAGGGAGAGCAAAUCCGUAAGCUGAGGAGAGAACUGGAAUCGUCCCAGGAGAAGGUGUCUAACCUGACAACACAGCUGACAGCGAACGCAAAUCUGGUGGCCGCCUUUGAGCAAAGUUUGGCACUGAUGACAACUCGGCUGCAGAGCCUGUCAGUAAGCCACGAACAGAAGGAUUCGGAGCUGAUGGAGCUGAGGGAGACCAUUGAGGCUCUGAGGACCAAGAAUGAAGAAGCCCAGGCUGUCAUACAUGGGGCCUUAAACAACCCGGAUAACAUGAAAGAUCUGCAGAUACGACGUCAGAACUCAUGUGAGAGCAUCUCCAGUCUCAACAGUCUGACCAGUAUGUCGAGCUUGGGCAGCUUGAAGGACCAAGAUGCCAAGAAGAAGAAGAAAAAGAGCUGGUUGAGAAGCUCCUUCAACAAGGCUUUCAGCAUUAAGAAAGGCUCCAAAACAUACUCAGACAUUGAGGAAAUUGCCACUCCGGACUCCUCAGCUCCCAAUUCCCCAAAGAUGGUUCACGAGGGGGUAGAAGGAGGAGAAAACCAGCCCUCAUCCCUCAAAACCUCGGCCUCUGCCACUUCCUCUGUGAUCAUGGAGACUGCAGAAGAGGGAGACAAUGAGGAAACAGCGGUGUCACAGCUACGCUCAGAACUCUGGCUGAAGGAGAGAGAGCUGACAGACAUCCGACUGGAAGCCUUAAGCUCCGCACAUCAUUUGGAGCAACUCCGAGAAACCAUGAACAACAUGCAGUCAACGGUGGAGAACCUGAAGGCAGAGAAUGACCAUCUGAAAACAGGUCAGCCCCCUGUCCCUGCCUCCGGUCCCACUUCUUCCACUUCCCAGCCGUCAGGCCUGGCCUCCCUCCUGGGAUCCUCACUGAGGCAACCGAUGAGUAUGUCCCUCACCAAGUCCUUCAGCCUCAGUCUGAAUGAUUGCAAAGAUCCAGACAUGUCUCCAGUUGACAUGUUAAGUCUGUCUUCCCAACUGGAUGAGGUGUGUGCACGAGUAUUGGUCCGCAUUGGAGACCAAGCAGAGGACAGUAAGCAGCCGCAAGAGUACUACCUGGGCUCAGUGCUGGUCAGUGCAAGGACUGACUGGGCUUGUCUCGACUCUCUUAUAGCUAAGACCUUCAAGGAUUACCUUACUCAAGUGGACCCGACUGACAGCCUGGGCCUGUCCAGUGAUUCGUUGCACAUGUACCAGCUGACCCAAGGAGGGCAGAGGGUGAUAGGAGGGGACAAACCUCAAGCCUCACCUCAUCGUUGUCUUGGCAGUGGUUCACCUCAAAUAUUUGUCACCUUGAAAGGUCUUAGAGAAAAAUGCGUUGAUUCACUGGUGUUUGAGACUAUGAUUCCUAAGCCAAUGAUGCUGCAUUACAUCAGCCUGCUGCUGAAGCACAGGCGUCUGGUUCUAUCUGGGCCCAGCGGGACGGGAAAGACUUACCUGGCUCAGCGUUUGGCCCACUACCUCCUUGAGCGCAGCCGGACUGACGCGUACGAGGCCGAUCACGAGACCCUGAUGCCAGGUCGCAGCACUGCCGUCUCCUUUAACAUGCAUCGUCAGUCGCAGAAGGAGUUGCAGUUGUAUCUGUCUGAUAUAGCCAACCAGAUUGACAGAGAGAGUGGAGCAGAGCUGCCGCUUGUUGUUAUUAUAGAUGACAUUAGUGAUUCGACAGCCAUCUCUGAGCUUGUUAACGGAGCGCUCACCUGCAAGUAUCACAAAUGUCCCUACAUCAUUGGAACAACCAAUCAGCCUGUGAAGAUGACAUCUAACCACGGACUGCACCUGAGCUUCAGGAUGGUGACGUUCUCUAACAAUGUGGAACCGGCCAACGGGUUCCUGCUGAGGUACCUGCACCGUAAAGCCGUUGAAGCCUACCAGGAGAAGGAGCAGGACCCAGCAUGCCACCAGGCUCUCCUCUGCGUACUGGACUGGGUCCCUCAGCUCUGGUACCACCUCCACACUUUCCUGGAGAAACACAGCACUUCAGACUUCCUCAUAGGUCCCUGCUUCUUCCUGUCGUGCCCAGUAUCGGUGACAGAGUUCAGGCAGUGGUUCAUUGACCUGUGGAACCACUCCAUCAUACCGUACCUACAGGAGGGAGCCAAAGACGGCAUCAAGGUGCACGGGCAGAAGGCGGUGUGGGAGGAUCCAGUGGAGUGGGUGAGAGGGACUCUCCCUUGGCCCAAUGCACAGCAGGACCAGUCCAGGCUCUUUCACCUACCUCCCCCCAGCAUAGGUCCACCCAGUGAGGAGAAGAAGCCCCCCAAAGAUACACCUCCACCCAGCACAUUGGAGUCAGACCCACUGAUGGCCAUGCUGUUGAAGCUGCAGGAGUCGGCCAACUACAUCGAGUCUCCAGAGCGGGAAGGCUAUCUGGAUCCCACUCUGCAGGCUACACUCUGAGGAUAGCAUGCGACUGUCAGUCAAGCUAUGGAACUGCAGGCUCUUUAUGGCUGACACAGCGGGUACAGUCCCAGUGAGACUUUAAAGACUCAAUAAUUAACUUUACUGUGUGCUCAGUGAGCAGUGCUAAAGACAAAUGUAAAGGACUUUACAGAGAGAGAGAGAGAGAGAUUAUGGACAAAGGGUUUGCUUUGCCCUGCUAUCAGAAAAGACAAUUAAACUGCUUUCAUAGGAAGCUGUGAUGAUCAUGUCAGGGAAAGACUUGUCUCUUCUCUGCCCACAAUUUGUUCCAUAUGGGUUGUUGUUGAAUCAGCAAGUGCAUGGUAACCUGGAAUAGUAUGAUGCAAAAUAUUACCUAUAAUCCUUUGGAUCAAAACACAUUCUUUUCAUGUCUUGGUUUUGACUGCCACAACUUUAACCACAAUUACUGGUGCUUACUGUACUGGUUUUCAUUGGAGGCGCACGCUUCAGUUCGCAAAGAAAUUGUUAAACUCUGAUUUCUUCAAAAAGUAGGAUUGUCACUCUCGACGACGGCCAAAAAUGCACUUUAUUUUCUACGUGUGGGAAUUGGAUUUGAGGAGGCUGUGUCAGUGACGCUGUGUUAAAAUGGGCGGGGGGGGGGGGCUGUCACUUUGGCCAAAUUAUGCAGUUCAUCAGUAAAUCCUCUAGAUGGCAGCAUCUACCUUUUUCAUGCCUCAGUGCUCUCCUGGUGAGCUUUCUGACUUCACAAAGGUGCUCAGUAUAAAAUAUAAUACACACUCUAUAACACAACUAUGAAAAUGGCCUUGAAUGUUUUUUUUUUUCUUUCUUCAGUUAAGCCAUUGUGUCAUUUAUGAAUCGAAUAUCAGAAGCUGUGAAGCAACAUGCAUGGGUGAAUAAUGAACCAGUUUUAGGGUCAGUCUAUAAAGAAAACAGUACCCACUGGUUUCCUCCAGUAAUAUACUGAUAUUAUAACCACAGAAACAGACAGUGUCUCUGCUCAACAUUCUGUAUUGUAAACACACGGGAAAAAAAAAAAAAAACAAAAACAAAAACUGCUUGUUUGUCUAGUCUGCAAAACCGGCCUACCAUUUCUGGCUCUGCUUGCAUAUAAUCUGUAUUUAGAUAUGGUUUUAACACACAUAAUUCUCUUGUGAUAGAUGAGGAUACGGCUUUGAAAAUCUUGAUUUUGUAGAAUUUUAUACUGAGUCAUCUUCAAUGGUCGUCUGUAUACAACAACUAUCACCAAUGUAUACCUAACAUGCCAUUAUCAGAUAGCGACAGACAUUGUCGAGGUGGUGUACUUCUAUUGUCACGUUCAUCAUCCCACAGGGGAAGGAAGUGGACAACAUUAGUAAAGAAAAAAAAACAACUUCCAUUACAUGACAAGUAAAAAAAAAAAAAAAAAAAAAUCCUCUCUCAUUGCAUUCUCUUUCUAUAUUUGAUAAGAUACCUUUUUCAGAUUGUAAGAAAUCGGUUUCCUUCUCACACGUUUGUUUUAAGUGUUACUUUAAGAGAGAGGGCUGGGGGUAACAAAGGUUGAAAAUCGUUUAUAAGCUUCCUCCUGUUUCUUUUCCUUCAUUUGUUUGCACAUAAUAUAUGUUAGAAUAUUAGAUUACAGAGAGUAUUUGUUGCUCACAUCUUGACUGUUCUUGUGAUGAAGGAAGAAAGCAUAAAAAAGAUGUGUAAGAGGAGGAAAGCUGUAGGAAGUAGAGAUAUUCUCAAACCUCUCAGCCAUGUACCCCUUGACCCUGAAGUACCUCAGACUGCCAUAUUCUGUCCAGAUGUUCCUCUACUUUCCACAAAAGGGUGCUGGUGUAAAGUAGAGACAUGAUGCCUAAGUCUAUCUGUGCCUGAAACACAAUUUGGCCUGAAGCUGUUUUCGAGCCGCUUUAAUCUACCACUCUGAGGCCUCAGUUUAGAGGAAACGUCAUCACUUCCUCUCACCUACUCUGAUGUCACUUUAAUGUCGUCACCUUGAUGCCCAGUUUCGGGUGGAGAGUGGGUUACCAAUUUUUUGACCUUUGGCUUUUAGCCACGGUGAUAAGCUGUUAGUAAAGACGAUGUGUGUGUGUCAGUUAACUCUGCAAUAGAUGAGGGUGUGUAUCGCGAUCAGGCUGCUUGUGUGACACAAUUUCGCACACUUUCGAGUGUGAAAGUUAUGACAUCUUUGAGAAGUUGCAAGGAGGAGUGUUGGGAGCAAUGUGAGAACAGAUGUCAGCCUGGAGACAUAAUAUCAACACGCAUAUCCCUGUUGUGUUUCCCAAAGUCUUGUUUCAUUGGACCUACCACACUUUACCUUAUCAUGGGAGGGAUUUUUAACAACUGGAUAUCUUCCUCUUUUCAUGUUGCUUUUAAGAGCAGACAUUUGUUUUUUUCUUAUGCAAAUAUUUGUAAAGGUUUAUUUCUCUUUUGUACAUGACAUCACUAUUGUAAACACUGUAAAUAGUCUGUGCAUCUGCGACAACAAUCACUAAAAUGUGUAGAGAUCGAAGAGAAGGCACGGCCCCUCUAUGCAGAAAAUGGAGGUCCUCUGUGGUUUUAUUGUCUUCCUCCAGUAGGAAGGAGCACUUGGCUUAAAGGCGGCGGGGGGCUAAUAAUGUUUGUUUGGCAUGUCUCUUUAACCACAUCAAUCCCACAUGUCUAACAUUGAGCAAUGGACACAAUAAAGUCAUGCCAUUCUUCACAUCA